ACGCGCUGUCGCCCCGCGCGAGGAGCCCGGCGGCGCGGCCCCGGCGGUCUCGCGGCGCGGCCGUUGCGGGGCCGCCGCGGCCCGGUGGGUGUGAGGGGGCGCGCGCGGGACGCGGGAGCGGGGCCGGGCCGGCCGGCAAGAGGAGACGCAGAGGGCGCUCCGGCGGUGAGGGGAGGGCACGAACAGCGUGUGGGGGCGAGCUGAGCCGCGGGUCCGCGCUGCCCUCCUCAGCCCCCGGGGCCAGGGAGCCUCGGGAGACCUGUCAGAGCGGCGGCACCGGAUCCUCAGGCACGGCUAGCAGGCCCCUUGAAUGCCGCUAGGAAACCAGUGGGCGUCAAGGACUUGAAAACAGAACAUGGAGCAGUGAGCUCCCUGCAGUUGACUGUGGUUCUCAUCUAUCAGAUUUUGACAUGAUCAAACGUUUGGUGGAAGAUGUGCGAGCCAGGCUGCGUUCUGGAGUCACUGUCAGCUCACUCGGACACUGUGUUGAGGAGCUUGUCCUCAACAGCAUCGAUGCCAAAGCAACAUGUGUAGCUAUCAGGGUGGAUUUGGAAGCUUUUAAGAUCCAGGUGGUGGACAAUGGCUCCGGGAUGGGGAAGGAGGACCUAAAGGCUGUUGGAAAGCGCUACUUCACCAGCAAGUGCAGCUCAGUGAGAGACUUGGAGAACCUGACUUUCUAUGGCUUCCGAGGAGAGGCUUUGGCAAGUAUAGCCAGCAUGGCCAGCGUAGUGGAAAUCUCAUCUAAGACCAGCAGGACAGCAAAAACAUUUAUGAAACUGUUUCACAAUGGGCAAGCACUGGAAGUGUGUGAAGCUGAACUGAACAGACCAAGUGGUGGAACCACAGUCACCGUGUGCAAUCUGUUCCAUCAGCUCCCAGUGAGGAGAAAGUGUAUGGAUCCUGUGAUGGAAAUUGAGAGAGUGAGACAGAAGGUAGAGGCUGUUUCACUGAUGCAUCCUUCUGUUUCUCUUUCUUUAAGAAACGAUGUUUCUUGUUCUAUGGUGCUUCAGCUGCCUAAGACAAGAGAUGUGUACUCUCGGUUUUGUCAAAUUUAUGGACCGGGCAGAUCCCAGAAGUUGCGAGAAAUAAAUCACAAGUCUGGGGGAUUUGAGAUAAGUGGUUUUAUCAGUACUGAGGGACAUUACAAUAAGAAUAUUCAGUUCUUGUAUGUGAAUAGGAGGCUUGUUUUAAAGACAAGACUACAUAAACUAAUUGAUUUUUUAUUAAGAAAAGAAAGCGUAAUUUGCAAGGCAAAGAGUGUCCCUGCAAGCCGACAGGCUAAUUCAAGUCCCAGUCGCCAUCGCUGUGGGCCAGAGUUGUAUGGGAUCUUCAUUCUCAAUGUAACCUGUGCAUACAGUGACUAUGAUGUGUGCCUGGAACCUGCAAAGACUCUGAUUGAGUUCCAGAACUGGGAAGUUCUUCUAGCUUGCAUAGAGGAAGGAGUGAAAAUGUUUUUGAAACGAGAGCAUUUAUUUAUUGAACCAUGUAAUGAGGACAUCAGAGAAUUUAAUGAACGCAAUGACUUUUGUUUCGAUAGAGCUCCAGUUCUGAAGCCUUCAACUCUUGAUGAGAAGAGCAUCCAGGAAAGUUUUAAGAAAGCAUGUAAUGAAAUUGUGGAUUCUUAUGAAAUACGUAGCUUGCAAUCAAAAGAUGUCAAGAGGAAAUCCAUUACUGGGAAAAAAAGUUCAAGUCUUACAGAGUCAAGUAAAAAUGUACAGGAAACUAAAAAUGCCCCAGUUCAGAACACUGCUGAAUCAUCUGAUCCAUGUAGAAACAAUAAAGCAGAGAUUCCAUUGCCAAGCAAAAAGGACACAGUUUCUGAUUUAAUUAAACCAAAUACCUCAGAACAGGAGCCAAAACACACCAGCAGUUCCCAAAAAGUAUCUCAUAUUCGUCUAAAACCUUCAGAACGUCUUUGUUCCUCUUUCAGUGGAGGAGCCAGAUCAGAAAUAAGAGAAAUAGAUGGUUGUGGUGACCUAGGGGAUUGUGCAGAGAAUAAUAUAAAAGAUGUGAGCAGCCAGCAAGGUCAAGUAAUGCAGGAAAGCAAUAAGGUUCUUGUCUUAAAUAAGGAUGUUAUUCAGUCACUGCUUGAGAGAGAAGACCCCACUGAAACAGCAGCGGGGCCUGGAACUGUCUCUGGAAGUUCAUUAAUGAGACUGUGUAAUGCAAGAAGAAACAGGGGAACUGCUGAAGAGAUAGAUGAUGCCAGAAGAGGGGCUGUUAGUUCAACGCCAUUAAAGUUGUGCCUUGCGGGCCUCAUAAAAAGUGUUAUACAAAAUGAGUCCCCACAUGAUUGUGAACAAACAGAAACAAAUCUUGCAUCAAACACACAGUGUAGGCCUGGCCCUGUCAGUGCCAAGGAUAUUUUUGACCACAAAGUGAAUGUUGUGAUGCAGUCUUCAAAUGCUAAGGGUAUUUCCAGUAAUACUAACAAAGAAUAUACAGCUUCUCUUACCAGAGAAGGCUGCAAGACUGAUGGUCAUGGGAACAAACCUUUGUCAAGUUGGGUGAGGGAGGAGAUAGCUAUGCCUACUGCUACCAAUAAAAGACCUUACGAAGCAUCAAACAGUAUGGAAUUGCCGCUGGCAACUUCUUCAGGUAUUCCUCGCAAGAAAAUUGUUUUAAAAAACACUAGAAGACAGAUAGCUGUGCCAAGAUCGCAGCCCUGUAAGAAACUGAGCUUGUCCACACAGCUGGGAUCAUUGGAAAAGUUCAGGAGGUAUUAUGGGAGAGUUAAAUCUACGCUACCAACACCCACGUCAGAGCGAAAUGAAUGUGCUCUCCCCGUUCUUAAUUCAGAAACUAACUGUGACUUUUCAAAGAAUGGGAAUGGCAAUCAUAAUAACUUUGGCAGUUGUGAAACUCCACCUGCAGAAGAUACAGAUUCUAAUAAUAUUAGCCAAGGUUUUGGUUCCUUGGAAAAGACUUUAUUUUGCAAUGGAGAAAUGCCACAGGACAAACAAGCCCUUUGUCAGAGUCCCUUGACAUUGUCUGAUUACUCUCUGGUUAGUAACAAAACUACAAGUUGUAAAAGAUCUCCAGGAUCAUUAUCAUCCAAACUGUCCAGAAUGAAAACUGAUCACAAAGAAGUAGAACAACUUGGUGAACAGUUCCAAACAGACUCAAAUAGAAAAGAUGACCAUUCCUUUGAUCAUGAAUCCUCAAAUAAUGAUUUUUUAUAUAAUGUUUGUCAAACAUAUAAAUCCUCAGUGGAGAAAAUGAGGGAGUGUAAGUCCAGCAUUUCUAAGGAGGCUGUGUGCUCACCAUCAGAUGGUGUGAUAGCAGAGUCUGUGAAGAGUCCUGUCAGCUCAUCACCACUCAGCAGUAUAGAAGGAGAGUACACAGUCUCUUCAGUUUUAUCAUUACCUGCUAAAAAUGACUGUACUAACAUCAUCUGUAAAGAGAAAAGUACGUUAGUUGAAUCCUCAGAACAAAAUAUGAAAGAUACUGAGGUUCCCUGUGUGACCUUACAGAGGAACUUGGAAUUCUCUGCUGACAGCACAAGAAGCACAGGCAAUCCCUGGAAUGAUUCAUGUUCUGUCUGGCUGCAAGAUUUUGAUGCUUUGUCGGGUAAGACAGUGUACAUCAAUAAGGCAACUGGACUCAGCACCUACGGCACUCCUCCUAGCGAAAGGUUUCAAACUGCCUGCAUUCAAGAUAUAACAACAAUGGCUGUGAAUGUUGUUUCAGAGAAUGAUGCUGAAGGGGAGUCCCUCCAGUCAUUGCUUUUGGAAUGGGAUAAUCCUGUUUUUGUUCCCUGCCCAGAGAUUGCAGUUGAUGUGACCAGCGGUCAGGCUGACAGUCUGGCUGUGAAAAUACACAAUAUCUUGUAUCCUUAUCGUUUCACCAAAGACAUGGUUCAUUCAAUGCAGGUUCUUCAGCAAGUGGACAAUAAAUUUAUCGCUUGUUUAAUUAACACUAGGGAUGGAAUGGAAAAAAAGGCAGAUGGAAACCUCUUGAUUUUGGUGGACCAACACGCAGCUCAUGAACGGAUCCGCUUGGAGCAGCUGAUUGCAGAUUCCUAUGAGAAGGAAGCUGCAGCAUGUGGCAAGAAGAAAAUACUGUCAUCCUCCAUCUCUCCCCCUUUGGAGAUUGAAGUUACUGAAGAGCAAAGAAGAUUUCUACGAUGCUGCUACAAAAAUUUGGAGGACUUGGGUCUUGAAUUAUCAUUUCCUGAGACAAACAACUCCUCGAUUCUUGUGAGGAAAGUGCCAAUGUGUUUUAUAGAAAGAGAAGCCAACGAAUUACGACGGAAAAGACAACCUAUCACUAAAAGUAUUGUGGAGGAGCUUAUUCAAGAACAAGUUGAGCUAUUGCAGACCACAAGAGGAGGAGCACGAGGGACACUGCCUCUGACAUUCCUGAAGGUCUUAGCUUCACAGGCCUGCCAUGGAGCUAUUAAGUUUAAUGAGCAUUUGACUUUGGAGGAGAGCUGCAGGCUUAUUGAAGCUUUGUCAUCUUGUAAGCUACCCUUCCAGUGUGCUCAUGGAAGACCUUCAAUGCUGCCUCUUGCAGACAUAGACCAUCUCCAGCAGGAAAAACAGCCUAAACCUAAUUUGACUAGACUUAGGAAGAUGGCAAGAGCAUGGCAGCUAUUUGGGAAAAAAAAAGAACCUAUUUAAAAAAAAAAGUUAAAACUGUAAACUGCAACCACAAAAAGUAUUGGUAUGAUCCAUGAUCCUGUUGUUAGACUACCCUGUGUGGAGCCAAGUUCUGAGCCAGUGCAGUCACCAACGCUCUCCUCCGACUACUGGCCAAAGAAGCAGAGACCAGCCAGGAGAACAUGGCAGGAGGAGCCCACCCUUGGAGCCUGGAGAAGCAUCUUCAACAUUGAGGAAUAGCGCUGCAAGUCAGGGUGCUACAUCAGUGCUGCACUGUUGGGUGCAAGGAGUUGCAGCCACUUGCAGUUACUGAAGCAAAGCCCUUCUUUUCUGCAAGCACAGCAUAAUUCUGCAUGAUAGAGAGGAGAAUUUUAUUUAGUGUAUUUUAUAGUACUUUGAAAAUUGGAAGGUAUUUCUUAAUAAAGUUCCCACUCAACUCACUCCUUGGGCUCAUGGCAGUGGUUGGAAUGAGGGGUGACCAGCUUCAAAGUAUAUCUAGGCCAACUUAGAAUCAAGAAACACUUGGCAAUGAAUGGCACACACAGCUGCCUUCCCAGCUCCUUGCAGUUUGUGUUCUUGAAUGAGAGAUUUCUAAAUCCCCACCUAGCCCCACAGAAAUAAUUCAACAGCUAAAUAUCCAUUUUGAAGAAAACUGUUGAUGAGUUCCUACUCCUAUCACAUUUACAUGUGAAAGCACACUGUAAAGCCAGCUACUGCAUCAGGUAGUGAGUGCAGGUAACUGACUACACUGGUAAAACUCCUGCUAGUUAAAUAAACGAAACAACUGCGUAUGGAAAAUGUGCUUAACAGUGAGAUCACUGUAAACAGCCUUUAUUGCAGCAUAUUUUGAAGUAACAGCUUAGCUGCCCCAGGGUUAUACAUAUGCCUUGCUCUUUCAAAAUCAAAUAGGUUAGCAGCUCCACAUGGUUUCUUACACAGCAUGUGAUAUAAACCUGUACAAGAGCUCUGCCUUCUCUUGCUUUUGGGUAGGAAAGACAUUGCUGAGCAAAUUCCCCACUGGCUCCCCACAGCAACUUGCCUUUGCAACAUACACUUUAAUUAGCUGUU
This is a messenger RNA of Motacilla alba alba, 5669 nucleotides long. RefSeq names its product mutL homolog 3 (gene MLH3). The record is from RefSeq and is a predicted model, not a curated record. Gene Ontology annotation, molecular function: ATP binding; ATP-dependent DNA damage sensor activity; ATP hydrolysis activity. The transcript has 12 exons. The coding region runs from base 411 to 4622 and encodes 1403 amino acids. Gene Ontology annotation, biological process: mismatch repair. NCBI's taxonomy places the organism in Eukaryota, Metazoa, Chordata, Aves, Passeriformes, Motacillidae. Gene Ontology annotation, cellular component: mismatch repair complex.